AUUGACUUCAAGAAGAAGAGUUGUUAUAUUUGGAUUGGUCCUAAUUAUCGGAGAUGCCAAAAACAGGUUUCCUCGAACGCCUUCAAAAUGGUGAGGCAAUCAUUUGUGCAGAAGGUUAUAUGUGGGAAUUAGAACGACGUGGAUUUUUAAAAUCUGGUGCAUUUACCCCAGAAAUAAUUCUUGAACAGCCAAAUAGAGUUAGAAAUCUUCAUGAAGAAUAUGUACACGCCGGAAGUGACGUGGUUGAAGCUUUUACUUAUUAUGGACAUCGUCAAAAAAUGAAAACUAUUGGUAGAGAAGAUGAACUCGAAACUUUGAAUCUCACAGCUUUAAAAAUAGCACGAGAUGUAGCAGACGAGACAAAUACACUAAUGGCGGGAAAUUUAUCAAACACCAACGUCUUUAAUCCAGACGAUCCCACAACGUAUGAUGUUGCAAGCCAGAUAUUUCAGGAACAAGUCGAAUGGGCUGUGAAAGGAGGAGCAGAUUUCAUCAUUGGUGAAACCUUCUGUGAAUAUAAAGAAGCUCAUUUAGCGCUAGAAGCUAUCCAAAAAUUUGGAAAUGGUUUGCCUGCUGUAAUUACUUUGGUACCAUAUGGCCCUGAUAGAACAACAGAUGAAUUGCCGUUUCCAGUAGCUUUACGUAAACUAGAAGAAGCUGGAGCAGCCGUUGUUGGUCUCAAUUGUGGACGUGGACCAGAAACUAUGUUACCUUUGUUGAAAGAAGUGAGGAAAUCUUGUAAGGGUCCCAUAGCAGCACUUCCGGUACCUUUCAGGACAACACCCAAAGAGAAAACAUUCCAGUCUCUGACAAAUCCGAAGACAGGUGAGCCUCUGUUUCCUCUCGAUAAUGAUACCACCCUGUGUUCUCGUUCAGAAGUCAGAAAGUUUGCUGAGGAGGCGAAGAAUAUCGGUGUACAGUAUAUUGGAUUAUGUUGUGGUAGUAGUUCAAAUCUACUGAGAGAAGUGGCUCAAGCUUAUGGAAGAUCUCCACCAACCAACAGAUAUACUCCAGAUAUGACCAAAAAUUCAUAUUUUUCUGGAAAUAUCUCUGGACAUGCCAAGAAAGUUUUUAGUUUUAUGAAAUGUCAAGUGGAAUAAAAUUCUGUAAAUUUUCAGGAACCUAAAGACGAUACUAUACCACAGGACGGUUUUGUCAUUUUGUUAGAUAUCAAGGAAACUGGACAAUAACCCUUGAUAUCUAUUUUGAUUAUCAAAUUUGCCCUAUGUGCACUUAUAUCAAUGUACUUAUACCUCGAUGUUACAGAAACUUUUAUAUAUGGUUAUAAAUAGACUGACAAAAUAUAUUUGUUCGAAUUGCACUUAUAUUAAGUGUGUUUUGCUUAUUGAUGGUAAAAGAAAGUUAUAAUAUAUACAUAUAGAAUAACACAAUUAUUUUGUCUGGUUUACACUUAUAUUAAGUGUAUUUUGUUUUGAUGUUGAUAGAAACUUAUUAUAGAAAUAAUAAAACAGAAUCUAAAAAA
Lottia gigantea (owl limpet) is the source of this 1483-nucleotide messenger RNA. RefSeq lists its product as hypothetical. The record is from RefSeq and is a predicted model, not a curated record. The coding region runs from base 54 to 1100 and encodes 348 amino acids. Gene Ontology annotation, molecular function: methyltransferase activity; zinc ion binding. Lineage: Eukaryota; Metazoa; Mollusca; Gastropoda; Lottiidae. The transcript has 7 exons.